Tilletiaria anomala UBC 951 is the source of this 1287-nucleotide messenger RNA. Its product is annotated as PQ-loop-domain-containing protein. Gene Ontology annotation, biological process: L-cystine transport. NCBI's taxonomy places the organism in Eukaryota, Fungi, Basidiomycota, Exobasidiomycetes, Georgefischeriales, Tilletiariaceae. The record is from RefSeq and is a predicted model, not a curated record. Gene Ontology annotation, molecular function: L-cystine transmembrane transporter activity. Gene Ontology annotation, cellular component: vacuolar membrane; fungal-type vacuole. Bases 127 to 1182 code for a protein of 351 amino acids. The transcript has 2 exons.
GGUGAACCUUGUCUUGCCCUUUUCGCUCUUCAGUCUGGCUAUACAUGGGACAAGCACCCUCUCUAUCCUCCUCCCCACCCCUGCUGAGCAGUCCGCAGCAGCGCCAGCAGAAUCAAAAUCACCGGCAUGCCGUCCAUGCCCACCGCCUCGUCCUCCGCGCCGCUUGCGCCGCUGCUUGCUCUCGGGCCGCACCUUCCCUCUUCCUCUUCCAUACCCUCUUCGUAUAUGGCCAUCACCAGCAGCAUCGCGUGGCCCGUUGCAGCUCACGCUCUCGACGGCGGCGGCCAGAACCCGCCGCAGGGCGUUCUCCUCCUCCUUGCCCUCUCUCACCUGCUCGGAUGGUCCUACACGGCCGCUUGGGGCCUCUCCUUCCUCCCCCAGAUCCUCCUCAACGCCCGCCGCCACUCCGUCACCGGCAUAAGCAUCGACUUUGUCGCGCUCAACCUCGUCGGCUUUGCUGCGUACGCUGCCUACAACCUCGCCUUUCUCGCCAGCAACACCGUUCGCCGCGAGUACCGCGAGCGCCACGGCGGCGUCGACAAUGUCGUCAGAUGGAACGACGCGGCCUUUGCCGUGUGGGCGCUGCUCUGCGCGAGCAUCCAACUGGGCCAAGUGUACAUGUACAAGCGCGCAGCGAGCCAGCGCCUGUCGCACUUCAACACACUCGUCCUGUACGCGAUAGGCGCACUCGUGCUCGGCAGCUCCCUACUCUGCGCCAGCGGCGGCGAGGAACGGCUGCAGUGGCUCGACGUCGUCACCGGCUUCGGCUAUAUCAAGCUGUGGAUCUCGCUGAGCAAGUACAUUCCCCAGCUCCGCGUCAACGCCGCACGCCGCUCCACGCGUGGCUUCAGCAUCCACAACGUCCUCCUCGACGCCGCCGGCGGCACGCUCAGCCUCGCGCAGCUCGCCCUCGACGCUCGCCUCAGCGGCGACCCGGCCGCGCUCACCGGCGACUCUGCCAAACUCGGCCUCGCGAUCAUCAGCCUUGCCAUGGACGCUGCGCUCUGCGUGCAGCACUACGCCCUGUACGGCCCCCACGAGAGCCCGCUCAUCCGCAUGCACGAGUCCGCCGACGAGGAAGGCGGAAGCGAGCAUGCUGGCGAGGCGCCGGCGCUGGCGCCGGCAUCGACCGCCGAUACGGAACGCACACCCCUGCUCGUCGCAUCGUCCGACCGGCGGUGACAUCCGUCUGCGGCGUGUACCACAGUGCUUCCGCGCCCGUACAUCCAGACCUCUCGUUCUGUGUAUCAGAGAUAUUCCUUGCCAAUAAGCAGAGCAUACACAGAU